Haemonchus placei is the source of this 3195-nucleotide messenger RNA. Lineage: Eukaryota; Metazoa; Nematoda; Chromadorea; Rhabditida; Trichostrongylidae. The record is from the annotation of a GenBank genome assembly.
AUGAUGUCACUUGAUGAUUAUCGUUUGUUUCAGGAUGAUGGCAGCUCGGUCGGUCAGGAGAUGGGUCGUCGUAAAUUACCAUCCAUUCCAUCGUACUCAUCAUAUUCGACUACACCGUCCUAUCCAACACCGCAACCCGUUGGAACCUCAACCUAUAUUUCGGCUCCACCGUCAAGCAGUACUGCUCUGAUUAUGCCACCACAAUCUAUGUCACCGUUGGCCGUGCAGACGGAUUCAUCACUAAAACGUCCAACGCCUUCUGUUCGUUCACAAACCUCUCCUGCUCCCGUUUACAUCAACGCCAGCGCUCCUAUUCCAACUACCUCAUCAAGCUAUUCUAUAUUCGGCGUCAGCUCUACCUGUACUCAAACAGCUCUUCCUCCUGAAAAACUGCCAAAUGGCCAUCUGCCCCCUGAUUAUUCACGUCCUUCGUCUGUUGCUAGUACUUCUACUCUUGCUCGAUCCAUUGAUCCUGCCAUUAUUCCUGGUGCUUCAUUCCAAUCCACUGCCAAGUCGAAAACUGCUCUUCGACAACCCGUUUCUGUCGCCAGGACCAAACCAUCUCAUGUCCCAAAAAUUCCUAAUACACUUGCUAGAGUGCUCCUUAAAAAGGAGCUUAAAGAAGUUCUAUCACGUCGUCGCGAAGCCCUCGAAGCCUGUGAGAUCGAGGCCAAUCAGAGGCAGUACAUUGUGCAUAAGAUGCUUGUGACUGGAUUGCUGCCUGAGGCUCGUGAAGACGACACUCCGAAUGUGAUUCACUGUCUUCUUCCAUUGGAGCUAAUAAGUGGAGCUCGAGUUAUUCCCAAGCCGACUCACACUGUUGCUACACAGAAGAACGACACCGACACUCGACUUUCAACAUCGACACCUUCCCAUGUUCAAUUCAAAUCUGAGCCGACUUCUACGGCUUCUGCUAUUCAGUCAACUACACCCGUUCCUUCUGCUCGCUACCAAUUUUUGCCAUCCACCUCACUUCGAGCUCAACUUGACGUCGAAAGGAAACCUCGACUCAAGGACUUCAGCAGAGCGAGGACCGUCGAAACACAGACUGAGCAAAUCUCCUCUGCUGACUAUACCCUUGGCUCCCAUCUGACAAAGCCAUCGACGAGUCGAACGACAACACAACGAACUCGAAGUAAUGCGAAUGUGCAGACGAACGAUUUACUUGAGGCGACCAAGAAAUAUUUCGAGGAUUACGAUCGACAACUGAACGAGCUGACUGAGAAAGCAAAACGAGCCCAACGUCGCCAGUUUGAAUUCCACGAUGACGAUCCGUUGAGUCGAGAGACGAGGCGACUGCAGUUGAUGGAUGAGCUGGCUCGACGUCGAGAACGAAUGCUUGCUAGCGCCGACCUACCAUCGGAGACGAUGCCCUAUCGUGCCUAUCAUUCACAACUUGCCCUCGAUUCCUCUGAUUAUUCAUCGCUAGUACCACACUAUGGAUCUCUGCCUCGGAUCGACUAUCCGUCUCGAAGUAGGCGGUCUCCGCUUACUCGUGAUUUUACUGUUCGUCAACAACCAACAACAUCCAAUUAUGGCUACAACUAUGGCUCGUUACCACGGAAUUAUGAGCGAUGUCUUGGACAACAGUUCAACCCGAUCCAGGUGGACUAUGAACAAUCGUUUGGAGCUCGACCCAUGGAUCCUCCCGGCUCCAUGUCACGAUCCAUGUUCGACCUACACUCGGACAACAUCAUCGAUCCACGAUAUCGCUUGCCACCCUCCAACAUCCGCUCAUUGAACUAUUUGGACCAGCUGGGAGUGGACAGUAGGGAUCCGCUAGCUUAUUCAUCGUCGUUCAGAACUGAUCCGUACAUGACUGGCAGAUCGUAUGCUGCUGACACCAGCAACCUUCCAUCAACGUUUGCACCACAACAGAACGAUAUGAUCUCUCGAUAUGCCAACUAUCUGAACAAUGAAUUCCAGACUGGUCUCCUGAGUCAAGUUGAUACGUCCAAGCCCUUAUAUGCUCCUCUAUCUGCACCAAUUCGAUAUGAUGCACCACUGAGUGAUCCGUACCCGGCUAUGCCAUCUACGACCGGCUUGCCGUCGUACCCUUAUUCGGAACCGGCCACACUACCGGCCUACCUACCGUAUGGAACUCCUCAAGUGUACAGCAGAAACGAGAAUAACUACGGUGCUCGUCCUCCAAAUUAUCCACUUGAUUAUGGUAAUGUGGAUCGUCAACGGUUAUUGCAAGCUGCUCAGAUGCCACCGCCACCACCAGUUGAGGAUCCGUACGCGCCGGUGCUAUCAGGCGGUUCAUAUGAUCAACAACGAUUAUCACAAGUUCCAUCUGCUUACUACUCAUCACAAUAUCCGAUGAUGCCAUCCCGUUCGAGUUAUCCGCCCACGUUGUCUUCAUCGGUACCUACCGGUUAUGUAGGACAAACACCAGCUCGGACAUGGUCCGGAAACAUCGACACAUCGGCAUACGAUGCCCGAUUUCCUCGAGAGGAUGCUCUGUCACGGAUAUAUGCGACCGCUGGAAGACGUCGACCUACAGAAUCGCACAGACGAAAGCACUUGUAUAGCGUAGAAAAGACCUCUUCUGAAUAUCCGGGACCAGUUAAGAAGCCAGUCGAGGACACAUAUCGUCAUCGUCCGGAUGCGCUCGAUUGCACGUCAUCGUCCACCAUCAAACGUAUCCUUCUUACACGACGCUAUAAGGACCAUAAUAUCUAUAAUGAUCUGGGUAUACGGGUUGUUGGUGGAAAACGAAUGCCAAGUGGAGAAUUGGGUGCGUUCGUAUCGGCCGUCAAUCAGGCCAAGUAUAAUCAGAUUCUUGGAGAAGUUAAAGAAGGUGAUCAAGUUCUCGAAUGGAAUGGUGUGCUGUUGAAUGGGAAAACGUUCGAGGAAGUGGAAAGAAUUGUGAAUUCCAGCAGUGGUGAAGUCGAAAUCAUACUGAAAUCGGAAGGAGAGAAGUCUCAACGUAUCUCCAACCUACGGAAGUACUGUUCACCUCGAGAUCCACAACGUUGCUCCAAUGUGACUGACUCGUCGCAGAAGAUUCUGAGGAUCAAAGAUGCUUCCCCAGAUCGAGCACCUCCAGUUCCGAUUCAUCGUGGGAACGGUAGCGAGCCAGUGAGCUACGGUCGCCAGAAUCCAUCCAAUCGCAUCUAUGACAAUGUUGAUAGCACUGAUAUAGCCGACGAUGUUUGGCAGAACAAGCCCCAGGUACACUACCCGGCUUAA